GUGCACUGAAGUUUCUGUAACGAUUUGGUUAAGUUUUGGAGGUGGAGUUGCCAGCACCAUUCCCCAACCCUCAUUCUUUACCGGCACUUGGAACCGACUAGAAAAUAAAGGGGGAAGUUAGUGAUGUAUUUUCAUAUCCUCAGUCACUAAGUAAUGGACAUUGUACAGCCUUCAGUUUGCCGCAUCUUACAAAAGGCGGCGUUGUAACGCGUACGAAGAGAAAGUUCAGUAUAUAAUUUGCGCACUGUAAUAAUUCCUAAAUGUACUUGUUUCAUAGUUAGUGUAUUAUUAGCUUGCUAUUCCUCCUUAAAUCCUGAUGAAGAAUGUGAAUGGGUUUCCAGUUAUGUUGUAUAUUGCUCCUGCAGCUGCUCUUAUCGGUGUUCAUGUUGGAGAUGAGUUUUCUAUUUUAUUGUGCUUGCACUAUGUAUUGUGCAGAGUGUUUUCGCGAGUUAGCACCAGUAGUUUAUUGCUUGUCUUUACAAUGGGUACAGUAUUGGCGUCUGAAAUAAUGGCGCUGCGAAUUCUCUUACCAGCAUCAUGGCAUGCACCAGUCAAUAUAUUGUAUAUUUUACUUGUCAAUUCCUUUUUAUGUCAUUAUUUGUUGUGGUCAUUGAUGGAGUUUUCUCUGGUUAAUAUUGAACAUGAAAUUCUCGAAAUUCCAACUUUCAGCAGUUUGCCAACAAGUAGUUGUAUGCUGAUCACGUUGUUGGGAUUCGGCCAUUGGAAGAAACACAUGUCUUUACUGACGAGUGUUAUAGGUUUGCCUACCCUAUGGCUUUUCUGCAGAUAUAAGCCACAAGAGCAUCUCGAAAGUCUUUGGAAUUCAAUCAUAGACAUAUGCACUGGUAUCCUACUAAUUCUCUUUCCUGCUUUAAAUUACAUCUAUUACUUUGCCGGUGGUGAGGAGCCAUUCUUAAAAUUCUUGGCAGAAAUUCUGUUUCUAAUCACAACAACGAAUGUGUUAUUAUCACAACUUCAUAUCCGAAGUGUGUUUACGCCUAAAAACAGCUUUUAUAAGCGGAUUUUCAAUGUGAUUCCUGUGUUUAGUGGAAUUAUUCUGUUGAUGUUUCACACAGAUUUUCUAGACGUACUAUUCAACACGCCUGAUUAUCUGGCUACAUUUUUUGUGCAUUUUCUCUUCUUUUUUAUCCUGAUCUCUGUGACAUACAUACGAUUGCAUCAUCAAACAAUUCAAAAACAAUAUGUUUUAAAAUGUAUCUCCCUCAUAUUAUUAUUCCUAAUGAUCGGUUUAUAUUGGAAUAAACUUUCAAAAACCUUGAGUAUUUCUCAACAUCCCCUUUGGAAUAGAAGACUUAUGAAUCAGUUGUUUUGGAGUAGUGUUAUUUGUCUUAUAUCUUCGAUAUCUACUCUGUUCGCCUACGAAUAUGGAAAUCAAGAGUUAUUUGAUUUAGUCUUAGGCGUUUGCUUUUACGUCUUUCAUUAUUCUGAAUGGUGCUUAUAUAUGACGAUUAGCAUUUCGGAAUCUUGGUUAUUCGUUUCUUCACUAAUCAGUAUUGCAUUUGUAUUUUUAUUGUUUGCAAUUAUAAAAGGAAGUAGCGUGAGGAAUAGCACAUUUUACGUCUUCAGUCGGAGAUCUAAAAUUCAGCUAUUCAAUUGGCACGUCUUUUCUACAUGCUGUUUGGUGCCAGCAUUAUUAAAACUUGUUUUACUCUGGAUAAAUAGGUUUAUCACCGAUUCUUCUCAGCAGAAUGUAAUGGAUCACCGGGCAUAUUUUGAGAAGGGUUUUGUGCUGGGAUUGUAUUUAGUUAUUCUGGGAUUUGUUUGCAUUGAAAGGAUACAUCUUUUUGCAAAAGAACUGACCACCUGGUUACUGAAAUUUCCGAUACUGACCUCAUAUUUCAGACAGAAUCAUAUCAUCAUUGAGUCAGUAACUUUAAUAGCUUACUUUCAUUGUGCUAUCACAUUGGUUUGGCCUCAGGUUCUCAUACUAAUGCAUUCACAGACGGAAAUGUCUGUAACUUCAUAUACAUGCAUAUUGAUCCAGUUAUCUGCUUCAUGUCUGAUGACCAGCUUAGCUCAAAUUCUACCGUCUCUGUUUCGUAUAAAUUGGUCUAAUGCUGAAAUGUCUACACAUAGUCGUUGUCUUGGCAAACUUGGCUUUUUACUAUUAAUGUGGUUUGUUAAUUCAAGACAGUUAGAUCUAACUUUGUCUGGAGUGCUUGUUUACGUCGCAGCUAUGCCAACUGUCAUUUUUUGUGCAACUUGGAUGAUUUGUUUUUGUAUCUUCGUAUUUUCUAUGAAAAAAUUCACACUAACUAUCAGCAGUGUUGUCAGUUAUCUUCUUGAGAAUGCGAUCGUAACAAUCCUAUUGAUUCUGUCUUGUUCUUUUUGUACAUUGGUAAUGAUGAAUUUAAUUCCUCCCAAUCUGACUUCAUUUUUAAUGUUAUCAGUCUACAUAUCAUGUGUAGUCUGUCUUAUUCUUUGGGAUAUAAAUAGUGAUCUACUGGUUAGUCAGUUGUUACAUUACCAAUCUUAUAAUCAUCGAAAUCCAGAAAUUAAAAAUCCAAUCACCGUCAUUGAUACUCAAGACUUCAAUGAUGAGUCCUGUGCAGAGAAGGAUUCUGAAUCUUUUACAAAUGAAUCAAGUGAAGAUCGUUCGGCUGUUUCGGAGGUGUUUUGUCAUUUGCUAAUAAGGUUAUGCAUGUUGUGUUGUGGAUUAGUGAGUUUACUUGGCUCACUGGCCUACGCGACGUAUUCCAUGGAAUUGCCAUCAGAUAAUGUGUGUCAAUUGUAUUCAUUAUUUUCACUGAAAGUUUUUGGCAUAGCACAAGUAUCUGUUGGAUAUCCUCAACGGUGGCUGUGCGACAAGAUACGAUGCCGAUCUUCUCGUCUUUUUAACAAUGAAUCCAAAGUCUUGCAAUUCAUCUUGACUUGUGUGGUGAACUCAAGUAUCGUUUUAUCAGUUAUCCUCCGUUUUCAAUUCUGUUCAAGUUUUAAAACGGACUUGGAGGUUUUCUUUUUACCAUGGAUUGUAUUUACUUUUCACGGAAGACUAUUCAACCGUUACCGACAUAUAUUAGCGUUAAUUUGCUUUACUAUUUUCUUAGUCUAUUUGAUAUUUCUUAAUUCUCCGGUAGUCAAAGGUUAUUCACCACCCUUACCAACAUUUGAUCGUCAAUUUUUUGGAAAGUCUAAUUCAUCAGUUUAUUAUUGGAGUGAAUUUUUACUGACUAUUGCAUUAAUUCCGCUUCAUAUACUCUUUCUUACAGAUCAGUUGGAUUUGAGUACACAAUCCCUAGUGAAUGUUAUAUUUUUCAAUUAUUUUGGCCAGUCGCAUAAUCAGCAUUUACCUUCAUCUAUAUGUUUUAAAUGUAUUAAAUUGUAUAUGGCGAAUUGUUUAAGUUGCAUUUUUGCAUAUAUUCUAUGCACUAGUUAUGUAUUACUACCAUUAUGCAUAAGUUAUUGGUUUAUUGCCAGUUCUUUUGCAUCAGCUAUUUUUGGAUUUUAUAGUUUUAUUAUAUGUAUUUAUUUAUUACUCCGUGUAGACGUGGUCACAGACGAUUACUAUGCGUAUCGGUAAAACAGUUUCGACAACAGCGGUAUCUACACAUAUAAAAAGCAUUUAUUUUAUUUAUCUUACAUUAUUCCAUUUAUUCUCAUUUUCUUUUUUUUAAAAAAAGAACUUGGGAUUACUAAUCUGUGUACCUUCGUAUAUUUUAUAUAUGUAUUACUAUUAGUAAUAAAUGUGAUAUACUUCAUCAACUGAUUAGACUGUUUUCUUUCUUCUGUGAUUCGUUAUUAAUUCAACCACGUAUGUGUGUAUUUCUAUGCUUGUAUGUGUGUGUGUCAGUCAUUUCAGCUUGCACAUAUUUCUGUAUUCUUUAUGAUUAUUGUUGUUAACUGUGAUGUAAAUAUUCGGA
Messenger RNA from Trichobilharzia regenti, 3881 nucleotides. Lineage: Eukaryota; Metazoa; Platyhelminthes; Trematoda; Strigeidida; Schistosomatidae. The record is from the annotation of a GenBank genome assembly.